Linum trigynum is the source of this 2053-nucleotide messenger RNA. Lineage: Eukaryota; Viridiplantae; Streptophyta; Magnoliopsida; Malpighiales; Linaceae. The record is from the annotation of a GenBank genome assembly.
GAGUUUUAUGUCAAACUUUUCACUUGUUAUCCGCUUUUAAUUGAUGUUCCCCUUCCUGCUUUCUUCCCUAUGGUUGCUGACUGUUUUCUGGCAGGUCUGAAAGCAAUCCCUAACCCACUGGAGAUAAAAGCCAUCAUCAAAGAGAUGAACGGGUUGAAAGCCCCGGGCAAAGACGGCUUCCAUGCUGUCUUCUACCAGAAGUGCUGGGAUCAAAUUGGAAUGGAUCUUGUUUGUUUCAUUCAGUCAUGCUUCAUUAAUCCUGACAGGAUUAAAAUGAUUAAUGAGACUCUCCUUGCUCUUAUUCCUAAAACUGAUUCCCCUUUGGCCAUGAGUCAGUUUAGGCCUAUUAGUCUUUGUAAUGUGGUGUAUAAGGUUGUGGCCAAGAGUUUAGCCAAUAAACUCAAGCCUUUGUUGCCACACCUCAUACACCCGAAUCAAUCCGGUUUUGUACUAAAGAGACAUAUUACUGACAACAUUAUCAUUUUGCAGGAAACGGUGCACUCUAUGGCCAAGAAAACUGGGAAAAAAGGGUUCAUGCUUCUCAAGAUUGAUCUUGCCAAGGCGUAUGACAGAAUUAGCUGGAAUUUCUUGGAGGUGACGCUUGUGGAAGCACAUCUACCUGCUGAAUGCAUCAAAAUCAUCAUGGCCUGCGUGACCACUACAAGCUUUCAAGUGCUGUGGAAUGGUGGGGAGACUGAGAGUUUCACACCAUCGAGAGGUCUACGUCAGGGAUGUCCACUCUCUCCCUAUCUCUUUACAUUAUGUAUGGAAAGAUUGAGUCAUACUAUUGUAGAGGAAGUUAGAAGCAAGAACUGGAACCCUAUGAGAUUGUCACUUGCUGGUCCUGACCUGUCUCACCUUUUCUUCGCGGACGACCUUGUGUUGUUUGCUGAAGCAAGCCCCAAGCAUGCUGACGUGGUCAUGUCCUGUCUUGAGAGGUUCUGCCAGGCCUCUGGGGAAUUAAUUAGUAAAGAAAAAUCUAGGAUCCUCUUCUCUAAGAAUGUGCAGAAUAGAACUAGAUCAAUCAUCUGUGCUAAGCUUGGAAUCCAAUCUACUAAUGACCUUGGUAGAUAUUUAGGAGUCCUAGUGUUGCAUGGCAGGUUGAACAACAAUACUUUCAAGUAUAUACUUGAGAAAAUGGAUAAUAAGCUCACCACUUGGAAAGCCAAAACCCUUUCACUUGCUGGAAGGGUUACCCUUGCCACUUCGGUUCUGAAUUCUCUGCCUAGCUAUGCUAUGCAGUCCUCUGUUCUUCCGGCUACUAUCUGUGAGGCUAUUGACAAGAAAAUCAAAGGGUUUAUUUGGGGGUCUCAGGAAGGGGUUAGGAAAGCACAUCUUAUCUCUUGGGAGACCAUUUGUAAACCGAAGAGUCAGGGGGGGCUUGGGUUGAGGUCUGCUCGUAGUAUGAAUAUGGCUUUUCUGAUUAAGCUUGCUUGGAAAAUUUUGAACCAUGAGGAUGCUUUGUGGGUAAAGGUUUUGCAGGGAAAAUAUUUUAAACAGAGGAAUGGUGCCAUUCUUUCCAUGAAGAAAAGCAACCAUUCGAGUCUCUGGAAAGGCAUCCUCAAAGCGAUGCCUUUGAUGAAGAGUGGAUGCUGCUGGAGUAUCAGAAAUGGCGAGACUACAAGCUUUUGGACUCACCCGUGGCUGGACACAGGGAUCACCCUCGACUCUUACCUGAUGCAGGACAUCCCAGACAGUGAGAGAUACUCUGCUGUGGCGGAAUGGACCACGGCGGAUGGUAAGUGGGAUUGGGGCAGGCUUGAGAGCUUACUGCCUGAUGACGCUCUGAAUUUGAUUGCAGGAUGUGAACCACCUAACGCGGAAUUGGGAGAAGACAAGACCAUAUGGGGGCUUGAAGCUGAUGGACGUUUCAAAUUGAAGUCUGCUUACUACCUGGCAGCAACUGGGGACGAAGGUGAAGAUGCUGACACAAGCUAGAAAAGCAUCUGGAAGUGGAAGGGACCCAACAGGGUCAAGCAUUUCUUUUGGCUGGUUUUCCAUGACCGACUGAUGACCAACCACGAACGCAAAAGAAGAAAGAUCACCACUUCGG